UUCUACCAAAGGCAGAUUUGGGAUUUAGAAAACUCUCAGCAGAGGCUUCCUGUGGCUUCGGAAGAACCCGUAGACUCUCACAGAGGAUCAGAGAUCUCCUCAGCUGUACAGCAUCGCAGCUCCGUUAUGAAACUUUGGUGGGGUUGACCCAGAAACUCAACAACAUGACAUUGUUCUCUGGGAAGACACAUCUUAGUCUCAGUUCAACAGCUGAUAAAUGCUCUUGCAGGAAUGUUUGGCUGCCUGUGGGUAAGCAUCCAAGGACAUAGAUCCUCGGAGUCUACGAAUAUAGAGUUGAUGUGACUGCGUGCUUAGAAAAGAGGUACUUAUGGGUGUCUUCAAUGGCUAAUCUUGGUUAUCAACUUGACUACAUGUGGAAUUCUAACUAAAACUCAAGCAGCUGGGCACACCUGUGAUGGAUUUUUCUUGGCUGGAUCAUUUGAAUUCAGAAGACCCACUCUAAAUCUGGACACACCUUCUGGUGGCAGGCCAAAUAAGAGGACUCAGAAGAAGGAAGAUUUUGUUUUUUGUCUGCUUGCCCCCACUCUCACUGGCAGUUCAUCCAUCCUGUUCUUGAUCUAUUUCUUUACUGGUGUUGGAACCCACUUCUUCAGGAUUCCAGUGUGAACCAGAAAUUUGAAGCCCUCUAAGACACUGGGACCGCUGAGACAUCCAGUCCUGAGGACUGAACAAGCCUUUCCGCCAGGAGACAGACAUUGUUGAACUGCUUGGACCACAGCACUGAUGGGUCCUGCCGCCAUGAUGGUCCGAACUGGUGAGCUUUGAUGACACUGCACCAUGUACAGUGUGGAAGAUCUCCUGAUUUCUCAUGGAUACAAACCAGCCCGGGAUGUCUCAGCACCACGGAAGGACAAAUCAGAGGGAUGCCGGCCAACAAGAACAAGAACCCGAGCUGGCCAAGGCCUUUUGAAUGGGUAUGAGGAUGGCCCGACAGCUCAUGCCCACAGUAAGUCGUCCCUGGGGACAGGACACGUGAGCAGCUCUGAAAGCCGCAGCAGCAGCAAGCCAAGAGGCCACCGGGAGCGCCAAAGCACGUCUGCUUCUAGAACUCCUGAAGCGGGGUUUUCUAAUCAGCCCGUCUUAACAUGGUCCUCUCAGCCCCAUAUUGGUAGUGACCACGCCUACCGGAGCAGAGGCAGGCAGGAGGGCAGUGGCUUGCUGGGUCCCAGGGACUGGGACGAUGUGGAGAUCAGAAGAAUGGCCCAGGCCCGCAGUCUGCCCAUCCAAGUGAGAGAGAGCCCGUGGGAAGUUGCAGGAAGGACAGAGCAUGUGAUAAAGAAGGCCAUUUGGGAAGAAGAGCUGAGGACGCCAGCUCCUGCUAAGUGGCACAACGUGAGCUUGGAAAGCUGGGAGCAGCCGAGGAAGUUAGGGAGGCAAGUGUCCGAGGGUGACAGAGAGAAAAUGUUCCAGGACCUGUACCAGUUUGUUCAAGGAGAGCACGUGCUGACAUCUCAGAACAAAAAGAAAUCCCAGUCAUUGCCUCGAGUUCUUUCUCCCGAGAGCCUGCGUUUCACAGAAAUCCCUGUUUCACUACAUGAUGGGCACUUACCAGGUGUCCCCAAAGUGCCACCAUACCCUCCCAGCUGCCCACCACCUUUGGAACCCACAAGGAAUCUUGAGAAAGGUAGUUCCUCAGGCCCUUUUCCCCGGCCUAGGUUUGGGAAACCCCUUAAAACUCCAUGUUCUGGCUCUCACCCACAGCCCAGGGGAGAAGAUGCAUUUCAGGACCACCAGCACAGGGACCCACGUGGCUCCCAGCCAACAAGAAGUAAGGAGUCCAGGCAUGAGGUGGGCGUGCUGGAUACGGGCUUGGGGCCUCCGGUGUAUGUGCCUCCACCUUCAUACAGGUCACCCCCGCAGCACAUUCCGAACCCCUACCUUGAAGAGCCUGUGCCCAGGCACAUGAGCAGCAGCCAGAGUCAACAGCAGCAACUGCCUGAGAAAGCUGAGGCCAGCUGUCCACUUCCUCCUGGCUCCCUUGUAGCGAGGAACCCCUAUGAUCCAACGCCUGGCACUCCCCCGCAAGGUCUCCCCCCACACCCCUAUCCUUUUGCCGCCCAUGGGGGUUCUAUUGAGUACAUUCCAUUUGACGAUCCACGGAUCCGACACAUCAAAGUAGCUCUGCCCCCAGAAUACUAUGAGAAGGCAAAGCUUGAUGACAUACCCUAUAACUCUGGCAUCACUACCCACGAACCAGCUCUUGGGAGAAGACAGUACGAUGGUGCCCUUUUAUCACCACAGGGCCCAACACCCCAUUCAGGCAAUGAGCAGGGCUCAGCCUUUGCUCAUUCCAGUCCCCGGUGGCUGCGGGGCCAUAUCCCUGUGGACAUGGAACAUGGAGGCUUCCCUGGCCAAACAGAAGAGCCUGUCAUGAGAGGACUAGGGUCUGACGUGAGAGACAGCCAGCCGGCAAGCCUUGCCUCUUCCCCGCAGCCACAGAGUGAGGGUACCUGCAAAACCUACACCAAGCUCAAAAAGUUUGAAACUGGGAUUCAGACCAAGAAAAGUUCAAAGAAGAAAGCCAACGCAACCAUAUUUUGUUUGGUUUCUGUCCCAGUUAAGUCUGAGUCGCUGCUGCCAGAUACGGAUACGAACAACAAUGACUUGAAGCUGGGAGCUGAUAAGACGCAUGGGCUGUGUCAGGGUCCAGGCCUGGAGGAGCAAAGUCUGUUGAGUAUGUCUUCCACUGACCUGGAGCUGCAAGCCCUCAUGGGAAGCAUGGCUUGGAGAAGAACAUCUCCAAGGCAAGGUCUGGGGGAGCCAGAAGAUGGCCAAACUGAUGACCUCAGAUUCCUCCACCUCAUCAAACCCAGGGAGCUCCAGCCUUCCGGCUCCUGGCCAGGCCACCAAUACAGGGACAAGCAGACCCAAACCAGCUUCCCUGAAGACUCCAAAAGCUCACAUCUCCCCUGUGCUACAAAGCCAGGAGAGUCUAGCAAUGCAGCACCGACCCCAGCGUGCCCAGAGCCCACUGCCUCCGAAGUACACCUGCAUGCAGCCUUAGCAUCCGGUGACCCAAAUCAGAAGCCCAGUGUACCUCACCUCCGAGGGCAGAGGUCCCUCAGCCCGUCUCGCAACAGUGCUUUCUCAAGGACUUCCCCAGCCAUAAACCAGGCAUCUGUGCCAAAAGGGGUCUCUGGUGAGCCCCCUGGGGCCAGCCCUGUACCCAAGCCGGAGGUGGUGAAGGGGGAGACCACAGCAGGCCAGUGCAACAGCACACAACUUUUUGGUCAGUUUCUGUUGAAACCAGUUAGCCGCCGGCCGUGGGAUCUGAUAAGUCAGUUAGAAAGUUUCAACAAGGAGCUUCAGGAAGAGGAAGAAAGCCAUGGUGCUAGUGGGGGGAGCAGUCGUGAGGACAGUGAGACAGAACAGCCAGAGGACUGUGCUGACUCCGGAGCCAAGACCGGAAGCCGCCAUGAAACCAGCCAGGAGAGGAGAGCAGAGCCUCAGCCUGCAGCGCUGGUGCUAGAGGAAUCAGGGUUCCAGGCAAGACGACCUGGGAAUGAGUCAGAGAAUUGGAGUGAGGAACCAAGACCUGGCCGUGCACGGGCCCAUCCACAGUCCCGGGGCCAGUCACAGGAGGAAGACAGCAGAGGUGUUCUUGUCCGGCAGCGGCGGACAGAUGGAAGCCUGGUUGCAGAGCAAAGCCAGGAGGUUCUGAAUGGGAUGUGUGAGCGGGACGUUAGCAUGAGUCCUCUGAGCAGGAUGGCUCCCAGCGACACAAAAUCAGCCCCCUUUUUCUAUCUGGCAGAACUGAGAGGAAGUCAAGAACUCACUAAAGUCAGCGAUGCUCUAGGGUCUGUGCAGCGGGGCAGAGAGACCCCUCCAAAGGUGGGCGGUGGUGACGAAAGGGACAGAGAAGUCCUACUGCCUCUCGCCGACAAGUACCGAGGCCUCUCAACACCAGACUUGAGGUCUUUGGGGCUCACACUGGGACAAGAGCAGAAUGUCUAUAAAUCAGAGCCUCUGGGUAUAGAGAAUACCGUGGAAGUCCUCCCAAGUGAGUCUCUGCAGGAGAGGGCAGAGAGGAUCCUGGGCAUUGAGGUGGCCAUGGAGUCCCUCCUGCCAGGUGCCAGGAGAGGAGGACAGAGCCAGCUCCCUGAGCCUGAUGCAAAUGCCUGCAGCCUGGAGCCAUCCAGAGAGGACUCAUCGCCCAGCUUGGCACCAUCAGGGGGCCGCACAGUGGCCGCUGAUGCCUUCUAUGGCCGGAGAAAGUGUGGCUGGACUGCGAGUCCCCUCUUUGUAGGGGACAGGGCCCCUCAGGCUUCUGUGUGCUCAGAUGUGGAUGGGCUCCCUGCAAGCCAGGCCACCAGUCCUGAGCCUGAGAAAAAGGAUGAGGAGGCAAAACCACCCUUCAAGUCCACUCUGUUCCAUUUCAUGGAAAAGACUUCAAGCGUGGUGGGCUCCGAAAAGAGGCUCCGAAGCCCUUCCAAAAUGAUCGAGAGUUUACAGGAAAAGUUGGCAUCGCCCCCAAGGAAGGCAGACACAGAUCGCUUGGUAAGAAUGAGGGAGAUCAGCUCCUUGUCUCGGAUGAGGGGUCUGAAUUCCAAGAGUGCAAACUCCAUGGAGGAGCCCGACCACCUAAAGGCCACCACGAGUCAGGCCUGGCCUUCAGGAGGCCUUAUGUACCCGAGUGGUAGAGACCAGGGCUGGCACGCAGGACAUCUGUCCUCUGUCUCUCAGGAUGUCAUCCCUCAAGAAGAAAAUGGGCAUCCGGAAGUGCCGAAGGAGAAGCUGUCCAAUCAGGACUUGUGGUGUGCAGAGUCAUAUGAUCCCAGCCGAGUGGAGAGGGUGUGAUGGAUGCUGGUGAAGACCCCACUACCUUGGCUAAUGGAGUGUUCUCUGGUUAACUCACCUGUCUUGUCCAGGCUGACUCUGGAAACUGCUGGGUUUCCAGCAUUCCGACUCCUCCUCUGCCUGCCAGUGGGAAAUCCGUCAUCCCUACAGAAUUGUUAUAGAGCUAAAGCAGUGGUGUGUAGACACCUUCUGUCUUUAUAGCAUGGAUAUAUAAUUCCUAUAUUUAGAAAUGAGUUUUCACAUCAGUUCCCCUUCCUGGUGGAUUAGGCCGAGCUGGUAAAUAGCUUGGUGUUAAUCUGGUUUUAUGUGAAAAAUCAAAUGUGGAAGAUGCAGUGGGUGAUUUUGAUUGGACCAUAAUGCCAUGCAUUCCCUGCUGCAUCUCCCCAGCUCAUGCUCAUGUUUAGGGGUGUGGCCUAGGCCCUCCGCUUGGUAUUUGAACACUUACAGUUGAAGGAGAAUAUGCGUGACUAUGUAUGGCCCGUUUCUAUUACUCCACCUUGGGCAGCGUGGGGUAACUGGUAAGUAAGUGCGUGCUCCCAGACUGACAGCAGCUUCCUCGUGUCCCCGCAGGUCACACUUGCACUGUAACUCACCCAAGGGGUGAGUCACGGCAUGGGAGCCAACGCGCCGCGCUCUGCUUUGCACUCAGUCUUUCCUAGGUCUUACUCUCUGUGAAUGUCUAGAUAUUCUUUAUAUGAAAAGUAAUUGCUGGUUUAAAAUAGACCAUGGUAACAAAGUAACUAUAUUUCUUUUUAUAAAAUGGCUAUUUUUCUAUGAUGUAUAAACUGUUCUUAGGUGGCAGAUUUUUAAGGAAGUGCUAUUUUAUUUAAGAGUCUAUCCCUGUGUGUGUGAGGGGCCCAAGAGGGCCCACCUCGGCUCCAAAGCCGUUACCCCUGCUCCAACUUCAGCUCUGCCCCUUUGAACGCAGUGUCAGAGUGUCAGUGAAGACCAAUUCCAAGUUCAUUCAUCAUCACAAAUAUGCUUUGCCGCAGACGGAGCUGGGAGGGUACAUUUCAAGUCACCCCUCUCAAAACUGGCUGACAACUUGACGGUCAUUUGCAGCCAUGUCCGCUAGGAUUGCCAGAACCUCAUGGUUUCAUCUUGUAUUUCUGUGGGGAAUCUGCGGAGAAGAAACUUUUCUCUUGACCGCCACCUUGCUCCUUUAAAGAAAGAUCUAUUUUUGUCUAGAAUGACCCUGAUUCCCUGAUCUUGCAUAUUCUAAAAAGUGCUUGGAGACAGUACAUAGGUGGCAUCUGCGUGUGCAUAUGCCGUGAUGGAAGUAUCAAGAGGCCUGUGGUUCUACUACUGCAUUUGCCUGCAUAGUUCAUGCAUUUUGUGGCAGUUCACUCUUCUGUCUGAGGAAGACACCCUUGCUAGCUAACAUUUUCCAAAGGUUUUGUCCCCUCCUUUUCCCUCCCUCCCUCCCUCCCUCCCUCCCUCCCUCUUCUUUCCCCUUUUUUUGCUUCCCUCUCUAUUAAUUUUUUUUUGAGACAGUUAAUCUAUUUUCAGACAUGUCAAAUUCCUCUAGUGUGAGUCCAUGGCUGGUCUGUCCUCUGGCCCUAAGACAGAUUUUGACGGCCUCUUACCUACACAAUAUUAUUUUAUUUCCUAAGAACCUCACAUGUUCUGACUGGACCACACAGAACAGAAUCCAAAUAGACCGACACACCUUCCUAGAUGUCCAUACCUGCAGUCUUGGCUUGCACCUGUUCCCCAUGCUCGUCUGCGUCCAGAGCUUGACUCUCUCUCAUGGAAAGGGGUGUGGGAUGUAGGUCUCCCUGGGGCAGUGGACAAGCAAGUUGGUGAUCUGCAGUGGUGGUCGAAUCAUCUGCUAGGGCUCAGUGAAGGCUGAGCCACCUCCUGGACUUUGUGGGGCUGCACAUCCCUCCUUAAAAUGAAGUGGAAAGGCCCUGUGCAUGUGUCCACAUGUGCAGACCCCAUGUCUGCAUGUCUGUGUGCACACUGGUGCUGUACUGACUUCCUGUCAAAUGACCUGAUACCAUCUAAAGACUUUUUAAGAGAAAGAGAAGGAUCCUGAAGGAAAACUGUCGUGCCUUAUGUAUCUCAGUCUGAAAUGGGAUGCUCUUCCACUUGGUCUUGUUUGAAAUCAUAUCAUGCUUCCCUACAACCAUUCGGUCAAAAUAGUGAAUAGUUAUACUUUAACCUUAAUUUUUCCAGAUUCAAGCCCAUAUACAAAUCUUUUGGAAGGAAGUGGUAACAUUACACUUUACCUUUUUAUUUUACCUUUAACUUUUCAUAUCCAAGGUAAUAUAUAUCUGACCAAAAACUGUUUUGCUGAGGUCUUGAGUUCAAUACUAACCAUCAUUCCCUAUGUAAAUUUCACAUGUGCCCUUGACUGUUGGUGGAGAAAGUUUCCCACGUUCUGUGUUUGUCAAUUGCUUUUCUCAUUUCAUAUGUUAGUAUUCAAUAAUUUGGAACUUGUAAAAUUAAAAGUUAUGAUUUUGACCAUUUGAACUAAAAAUGAUAGGAGGAAUUGUGCCUGUGUUGUUUCUGGAAUAGCAGGAGGGGGUUAAUGGUAGUCUUUGGCCUCUGUGGGGGAAUUUUUCUGAAGGAUUGAAGAUGAGGUAUCUACUACCAUAUUCAGUUGUGUUUCUGUCAGCCCCGGAACCCUCUAAAGAUGCAGUUGGCCUCUGGACAGGACCAUCAGAAUCGUUUCCACAUUUAUAAACAUUUAUUUCCUUUAUUAAUAAAGACCCUGAAUGUGCAUCA
Messenger RNA from Peromyscus californicus insignis, 7548 nucleotides. It is a transcript of the gene Jcad, whose product is annotated as junctional cadherin 5 associated. The record is from RefSeq and is a predicted model, not a curated record. Gene Ontology annotation, biological process: positive regulation of blood vessel endothelial cell proliferation involved in sprouting angiogenesis. The transcript has 5 exons. Gene Ontology annotation, cellular component: ruffle membrane; adherens junction. Bases 799 to 4818 code for a protein of 1339 amino acids. Lineage: Eukaryota; Metazoa; Chordata; Mammalia; Rodentia; Cricetidae.